AGUGCAUUGUGGCAGUUUCCGUAAUUUUACCAGAAUAGAGGGCUACACUAAACCUUCACUUCCAACUUGUAAAAUUGAACUCUCUUCCACCGUUGCCGUUGCCAUUUAUAUAACAACCAAACCAUUGUUCUCUCUUUAUAUGUUUCUCUCUCCUGAAUCGUGAACCACCGCCGCCGAAUCCUCGUCUCCUCUGAAAAGAUCGCGAAUGGCGUCAACAGCGACUGGAGCCACGGGAUGGUACAGAGGAAGGGUGAAAGCUGUUACUUCAGGGGAUUGCUUGGUCAUCAUGGCCAUGUCCACCUCCAAGCCUGGUCCCUUACCUGAGAAAACCAUCACUUUAUCAUCUCUGAUUGCUCCUAGACUGGCACGCAGAGGUGGUGUAGAUGAGCCGUUUGCGUGGGAAAGUAGAGAGUUUCUAAGGAAGCUCUGUAUAGGGAAGGAGGUGACCUUCAGGGUUGAUUACAGCGUGCCAUCGAUAAACCGUGACUUUGGCACUGUUUUUAUUGGGGAUAAGAAUGUUGCAAUGCUGGUUGUUUCUGCAGGAUGGGCAAAGAUAAGAGAGCAGGGGCAACAGAAGGGAGAAGCAAGUCCUUACCUUUCAGAAUUGUUACGCUUGGAAGAACAAGCUAAACAAGAAGGCCUUGGUCGUUGGAGCAAGGUUCCUGGUGCUGCGGAGGCAUCCAUCAGAAAUCUACCACCAUCGGCCAUUGGUGACCCUAGCAACUUAGAUGCUAUGGGUUUAUUAGCUGCAAACAAGGGCAGACCUAUGGAAGGAAUUGUUGAGCAGGUUCGCGAUGGCAGUACCCUGCGAGUGUAUCUGCUCCCCGAGUUUCAGUUUGUCCAAGUUUUUGUUGCUGGAAUUCAGGCCCCACUAAUGGGAAGAAGAGCUGCAUCGGAAAUUGUUGUUGAAUCAGAGGUGACAGCUGAUGAAACUAAUGGAGAUGUUCCUGGGGAACCUCGUGCCCCACUUACAUCUGCCCAAAGACUUGCAGCAUCAGCAUCAGCGUCUACUGAAACUGCGGCUGAUCCUUUUGCACCUGAAGCUAAAUUCUUCACUGAGAUGAGAGUAUUGAGUCGAGAUGUUCGAAUUGUCUUGGAAGGUGUUGAUAAGUUCAGCAAUUUGAUUGGGUCAGUGUAUUAUCCUGAUGGUGACUCAGCAAAAGACCUGGCAUUGGAGCUUGUGGAAAAUGGUUUUGCCAAAUAUGUUGAAUGGAGUGCAAAUAUGAUGGAAGAGGAGGCAAAGCGGAAGCUGAAGACCUCAGAGCUUCAGGCAAAGAAAAACAGGUUAAAGAUUUGGACAAACUAUGUACCACCAGCUACAAACUCAAAGGCAAUACAUGACCAGAAUUUUACAGGAAAGGUGGUUGAGGUUGUUAGUGGAGAUUGCAUCAUUGUUGCUGAUGAUUCAAUUCCAUAUGGCAGUCCAUCGGCAGAACGGCGAGUCAACCUUUCAAGUAUUAGGUGUCCAAAAAUGGGCAAUCCUCGUAGAGAUGAAAAGCCAGCUCCUUAUGCUCGUGAAGCAAAGGAGUUCUUGAGAACACGCCUCAUUGGUCGUCAAGUGAAUGUUCAAAUGGAAUAUUCUAGAAAGGUUGGUCCAGCAGAUGGAUCUGCAGUUUCAUCAACAGCUCCUGAAGCUAGAGCAAUGGACUUUGGAUCGGUAUUCCUACUCUCCACUGUUAAGGCUGAAGGUGAUGAUGCCCCUUCAUCUGUUCCACCUGCUGGAAGUCAGCAAACAGGGAUGAAUGUUGCUGAACUGGUGGUUGGCCGUGGCUUUGGAACUGUCAUUAGACAUCGUGACUUUGAAGAGAGAUCAAACUACUAUGAUGCUCUUCUUGCUGCUGAAUCACGAGCUAUUUCUGGAAGAAAAGGGAUUCACUCUGCCAAGGAUCCUCCCGUCAUGCAUAUAACCGACUUGACCACAGCAUCAGCAAAGAAAGCCAAAGAUUUCUUGCCUUUCCUGCACCGAAGUAGAAAAAUCCCUGCUGUUGUGGAAUAUGUCCUCAGUGGCCAUCGUUUUAAAUUGUUAAUUCCAAAAGAAACUUGCAGUAUUGCUUUCUCUUUUUCUGGUGUCAGAUGUCCUGGUCGAGAUGAGCCAUAUUCUGAUGAAGCAAUUGCACUAAUGAGGCGAAAGAUAAUGCAGAGAGAUGUUGAGAUUGAGGUAGAAACUGUUGAUAGAACUGGAACUUUCUUGGGUUCCUUAUGGGAGUCAAGGACAAAUAUGGCAAUUACACUACUUGAAGCUGGUCUUGCAAAACUUCAAACCUCCUUUGGCAGUGACAGAAUUCCUGAUUUUCAACUUCUGGAGCAAGCUGAACAAUCUGCCAAGAGGCAGAAGCUGAAAAUCUGGGAAAAUUUUGUUGAAGGGGAGGAAGUAUCUAAUGGUGCACCCGUAGAAAACAAACAAGAAGUGCUCAAGGUAAUGGUAACAGAAGUCCUGGGAGGGGGUAAAUUCUAUGUCCAGCCUGUUGGGGAUCAAAGGAUAGCAUCCAUUCAGCAACAGCUUUCUUUUUUGAACCUUCAAGAAGCUCCUCUGCUUGGAGCUUUCAAUCCUAAGAAGGGUGACACAGUCCUUUGUCUUUUCGGUGCAGAUAAAUCUUGGUAUCGAGCAAUGAUAGUCAAUGGACCACGAGGACAAGUUGAAUCUCCUAAGGACAUGUUUGAAGUAUUCUACCUUGAUUAUGGAAAUCAAGAAGAAGUACCUUACAGUCAACUACGGCCACUUGAUCCAUCUGUAUCUACUGCUCCUGGUCUUGCCCAAUUGUGCAGCCUUGCAUAUGUGAAGGUUCCAAACUUGGACGAGGACUUUGGCCAAGAAGCAGCUGAGUAUUUGAGCGAACAAACUCUAAACAGUGGACAGGAGUUCAGGGCCAAGGUGGAGGAGAGGGAUACAUCCGGAGGAAAAAUGAAAGGGCAGGGUACUGGGACAGUUCUGGCCGUAACUCUAGUUGCUGUGGAUUCUGAGAUCAGUGUUAAUGCUGCCAUGCUAAAGGAAGGACUUGCAAGGUUAGAAAAAAGAAAUAGGCGGGACAGAAAAGAAAAACAAGAGGCCCUUGAAAAUUUGGAGAUGUUCCAGGGAGAAGCUCGGACCAGUAGGCGUGGAAUGUGGCAGUAUGGAGAUAUCCAGUCAGAUGAUGAGGACACUGCUCCUCCUGCUAGAAAGGCCGGUGGCCGGAGGUGAGUGUAUUUCUAUGAGGGGAGGUAAAUUAUAAUAUAGACAUCAUCAAAGAAAAUCAGUGAAGUUAUAGGCAAGAACAUUUUACUUCAAUGUAGGGAGGGAAAGAAUGCCGUAUUUAAUCCUUAGUCAGUUUUUGUUUUCUUUUUCUUGUUUUAAAUUUUGUUGUGAGGUUGAGGAGACAAUUUUUUAUACGGAUGUUAUAAUAAAAGAUGCAUAUGGCAGGUGUAUUUUUACACAUAUAUAUACACAUAAAAAAUCGGGACAGCAGAGAUGUUUUAUAAUUUAGCGUAGUUGAACUUGAGAUUUUUUUGGGGGUCUUCUUAGAAUAGUUAAAAGUUCAAUUCAUUGUCAGAAUAUUAUUUUUUACAUAAUCAUUUUAAUCUUGUCUUGUUACGUCAUGAAGAGUUUGUUGGUACUUAUUAGUCAAACUAUUUUUUAUUAAUGUAGCAAUCAUGGUUGGAUAAUAAAUAAAAAUAGUUUUACUCUACCAAUGAAAUUAAAACCUAAUCCUUUUAAUAAAUUGCCUUUCCCUUUUCUUUCUCUUUCGGCGGUUGGUUUUCUAGUUGAAUUUCGAUAGUGAUUAUUUUCAUGGUAAAGAUAUUUGGCCGCAGAAAUACUAAAAUAGAUAUAAUAGGCACUUGGGGUAUCAGUGGAAUCAUCAAGUAUGUAUCCAUUUUGGAGUCCUAGAAAAUGAUGGAGGUGUUUUCAUGGGAUAAUUGCUUUGGGUGACAUUUUCAUAACCGGUAACCUAUCUAUGCCCUUGUUAUCUCCUUGCACUUCUUUUCAAAUCAAAUGGUUUUUUAACAACCAAUUACGUUUUUCGACAUGUGCAAUCCGAAAUUUGAUUUUGUACUCGAGGAGAGGUGGCAAAAUGGUUGUUGGAUCGACCAAGGUGGUCUGAUUAUACCCCUUAAAUUUUAGGUUUGAAUUACUUUUAAGUAUUUCUCCCACGCAUUUGGCCUUUUCUUUUGUUAGAUUUGGACUAAUCUGGUCAACUGAGUUAAUAUGUUGUAUGGAUAAAAAAUGACUUUUUAUUUAUCCCGAUUUGAUAAAACUUGGAGGCUGAAACGAGCUAAGUAGUCCGAUUGACUUUUACUCGGCAGCAUUUUCUUUAGAAUAAUUUUAUGACAUUUAAAAUGAAAAGGGUCUUCAUUCAUAUCCUUUCUCCUUUGUACAAGACAGUAAAGGUGUGAACAAUCCCAACGUCACUGGCGUUCUAGGCUCAUGAGAAAGAAAACCUAUAUCUUCAGGAUUGACCUUUUUUUUUUCUCCCAUCAAAUAUUCAUAGAUGAAAAGUUUAAUGGCACUUAAAAUCAAAGAAUGUUUUAACUAGAGGAUUGACAUCGUAUCUCUUCUGUUUUUGGCUUCAAGUUGUGUUCUAAUUUUGCAGAGCUUUCUUUAAUUGAGACUUGAGAGACAAGGUCAAAUGCAGGAAAGAAAGACAUAUCGUUGAAUCAUAAACCUAGAAUAACUGGACAUUCGUGGACCCAAAAAAAAUUGACAUUCAAAUUUAAGAUAAAUUCACUGGUAGCAGGAACACACUUUCUAAUUCACUUUUUCGUAGUUAUAAAAAUUUAAGAUAGUUGAGAUGUCUUGCUAGUAUUUAUGUAUUAACCUACAUUUAUACUAUUUUUAAUAAAAAUAAUAAUUCUUUUUUACUAAAACCUUCAACUUAUUUUUUAUUAGAAAGUGUGGUUCACAAACUACUGCACUUAAUAUUAUUAUGC
This is a messenger RNA of Abrus precatorius (Indian licorice), 4902 nucleotides long. RefSeq names its product ribonuclease TUDOR 1. Gene Ontology annotation, cellular component: nucleus; RISC complex; cytosol. The transcript has 17 exons. The record is from RefSeq and is a predicted model, not a curated record. Lineage: Eukaryota; Viridiplantae; Streptophyta; Magnoliopsida; Fabales; Fabaceae. Bases 206 to 3178 code for a protein of 990 amino acids. Gene Ontology annotation, biological process: mRNA catabolic process; regulatory ncRNA-mediated gene silencing. Gene Ontology annotation, molecular function: RNA binding; nuclease activity.